This is a messenger RNA of Penicillium longicatenatum, 1629 nucleotides long. RefSeq lists its product as uncharacterized. Gene Ontology annotation, molecular function: transmembrane transporter activity. The record is from RefSeq and is a predicted model, not a curated record. The annotation marks the transcript as partial. The transcript has 5 exons. Lineage: Eukaryota; Fungi; Ascomycota; Eurotiomycetes; Eurotiales; Aspergillaceae. Gene Ontology annotation, biological process: transmembrane transport.
AUGUCUCCCGACCAUCAAACAAUAGACCCUGAAUGGCCACCAGGAACUGUGCGGAUAGAAGACUUCUCGCAAUCGAGCCAACCUUCAGGUGUCGUCUUGGAGCCAAAGCCCAGCAACGAUCCCAAUGACCCUCUGAAUUGGUCGCAAUGGAGGAAGUAUCUAAAUUUUGGUUUGGUCUCCUACUAUGUGAUGAUGGUCCUCGCACUAAUCGAUGUGGCAACGGUGACGUGGGGACCAGUCAACCUAGAACUUGGUUUCAGCUUUGCCUUGCUGAAUGACAGCUAUGCUGCCGGAUGUGGAGCAUUGUGUAUAGGUGGAGUGAUCCUUAUCCCAUUUGCUCUGAAAUUUGGGCGACGACCAGUCUAUGUCUUUAGUACUGCCAUCCAGUGCGGAAUCAGUGUUUGGUCUGCGAAGAUGCAGACUGUGGCAGACUUGAUGCUGGUCAACGUUCUGAGCUGUAUAGUCGGGGCUUUGGCAGAGGUCUUGGUGCAGAUGACUGUGGCCGACGUUUUCUUCGUCCACGAAAGAGGUCUCAUGAAUACAAUUUACUACUGGUUUAUGACGGUCGGAACUACAUUGGCGCCGCUUGCCGGUGGAUUCAUCACUCUCUCACAAGGUUGGCGCUGGGUUUGGUGGUGGAUGGCUAUUCUCCUUGGUGCUGGACUCGUCGGCUUUCUUUUCUUCUACGAGGAAACGAUGUUUGGCGAUCUACCUAUCAACGGUGUGCCCGUUUCCGACAUACAGCCCCCCGAAGCAAUGGUGGACAAAAAGGAAAGUAUCGAGGCAGCCGCAAUCGAAGGAAACUAUGCUCCACAGGCCGUCGCAGUUCAGGCUGAAGCCUUUGAGAUCGACCACUCGAUACCAGAAAAGACUUACCUGCAAAAACUGGCAUUGUGGUCCCAGUCGCCAAUACCCUUUGGUCAAUUACUAAAGCACAGCUACCAACCUUUCUUAAUUCUGUUUAGCAUCCCAGCGGUAUUCUUCAUGUCCGUCCAAUAUGGAAUCAUGACUGCCUGCACGACAGUUCCGGUCACCACUCUUUCAUCCGUUAUGACCCUCCCACCUUACAAUUUUGGCUCCGCCCAGAUUGGGCUAAUGGGCAUUCCACCGUUUCUCGGUACCAGUAUCGGGACGCUGGUCUGCGGACCACUGAGCGACUAUAUCGCUCUAUACCUGGCCAGAAGAAACAACGGAAUCUUCGAGCCAGAGAUGCGUCUUUGGCUCUCAUUGGUCUUCACCCCCUUCGUCCCGGCGGGCCUUUUCAUGUUUGGAAUCGGGUUAAACAAUGGAUCGCAUUGGCUGUUACCAGCCUUUGGGCUUGGAAUCUGUGGAUUUGGUGUUGUGCCGGCCAGCAGUGCCGCGUUGACAUACCUGACUGAUGCAUACACCGACAUAAUUGCGGAUUCAAUUGUUGGCGUGACCUUUAUUCGCAACCUUAUCUCUACCCUGUUCGUUUUUGCACUUUCUCCCUGGGUCGACCAAGUCGGGUUGACGUGGUUCUACGUCACCUUUGGGCUUAUUUCUACGGUGAUACUUCUUGGAAACUUUAUAUUCAUCUACUUCGGCAAGAAAUUCCGAGUGAUGACGGCGGGGAGAUACCGCGAAUUUAGUCAAGAGAAAUUUGUAUUG